This is a messenger RNA of Alligator mississippiensis (American alligator), 8043 nucleotides long. RefSeq names its product zinc finger MIZ-type containing 1 (gene ZMIZ1). Gene Ontology annotation, molecular function: SUMO ligase activity; zinc ion binding. NCBI's taxonomy places the organism in Eukaryota, Metazoa, Chordata, Crocodylia, Alligatoridae. The transcript is spliced from 25 exons. Bases 604 to 3780 code for a protein of 1058 amino acids. Gene Ontology annotation, biological process: regulation of transcription by RNA polymerase II; protein sumoylation. The record is from RefSeq and is a predicted model, not a curated record.
GGGGUGGGUGGGAAGCUUUUAAAUUAAAAAAAAAAAAAAUUUAAAAGCCACCCGAACAGUGCUGCAAAUCAGUUGAGGAAAGAGGAUUUUGCCUGCCUUCUUCCUUAUUAUUUUCCCUGCUGCAAGCCUGCUUUGCAAUCUGUAGUUCUGUACCUUUUUAGAACCUGAAAUCCAUGCAAGUGAAGCCCACAGUGGUACAGACUUCUGGUGAUUGUCAAACCAGUUGUUCAAUGGAGGAAAUACUGUGCCUUAUGGACACAGACAUCAGUCCCUGCUCUUUUUUCCUCAUCUGAAUUAGAAGCUCCAGGAAUGUGCUAAUUGGCGGCGGCCUCGUUAGAGGGGCAAAAGAGAGACCACAAACAAUUUGCAGUACAAGAUCCAUUUGUCAUCAAGUUACGUGUCUUGCCAACAGCAUCCAGCAAGUGACUCAAAGCAGACAAAUAUUUUAUUUCUAUAUACUGAGCUGCCCAAAGGUAAAUGAAUCUUGUUAUGUGAGGACACUGAAGAAGUCAGCAGCUACUAAGGGGAGGAAGCCACUUGUGUAACACUCAGAUUGAGGGAUUUUAAUGGCUUUCAGGUAGAAGCCAAGUGGAGACAAUCAAAAUGAAUUCUAUGGACAGGCACAUACAGCAGACCAAUGACCGGCUGCAGUGUAUAAAACAGCACUUACAGAAUCCUGCCAACUUCCAUAAUGCAGCUACAGAGCUCCUGGACUGGUGUGGAGAUCCCAGAGCUUUCCAGAGACCUUUUGAGCAGAGCCUGAUGGGCUGUUUGACGGUUGUUAGUCGAGUGGCAGCACAGCAAGGAUUUGACUUGGAUCUUGGCUACAGGCUACUGGCAGUGUGUGCAGCCAACAGGGAUAAAUUCACUCCCAAAUCAGCUGCCCUGCUUUCGUCGUGGUGUGAGGAGUUGGGACGGCUCUUGCUGCUUCGUCACCAGAAAAGUCGGCAAAACGAUCCCCCUGGGAAGCUACCCAUGCAACCCCCCAUGAACUCUAUGAGCUCCAUGAAACCCACGCUUUCUCAUAGUGAUGGGUCUUUCCCUUAUGACUCUGUUCCCUGGCAGCAAAACACCAAUCAGCCACCAGGUUCUUUAUCAGUGGUCACUACAGUAUGGGGUGUGACUAAUACCUCCCAAAGCCAGGUGCUGGGAAACCCAAUGGCAAAUGCUAACAAUCCUAUGAACCCAGCAGGAAACCCCAUGGCUUCUGGGAUGACUACCAGCAACCCUGGCAUUAAUUCCCCUCAGUUUGCUGGGCAGCAACAGCAGUUUUCAGCCAAGGCAGGCUCCACUCAGCCUUAUAUACAGCAGGGCAUGUAUGGGCGACCCAAUUAUCCUGGAAGUGGAGGCUUUGGUGGGAGUUACCCCGGUGGCCCAAAUACCCCUGCAGGAAUGGGAAUCCCUCCACACACGAGGCCGCCAGCAGAUUUCACUCAGCCAGCUGCAGCUGCUGCUGCUGCAGCAGUUGCAGCUGCUGCUGCUACAGCAACAGCUACAGCUACAGCCACUGUAGCAGCCCUUCAAGAAACCCAGAACAAGGACAUGAACCAGUAUGGACCGGUUUGUUCCUCUUUCCAGAUGGGUCCCACUCAGGCUUACAACAACCAGUUUAUGAACCAACCUGGCCCUCGGGGCCCUGCUUCUAUGCCAGGCAACAUGAAUCCAGCAAGCAUGGGAGCAGGAAUGACACCUUCCAGUAUGAGCGGGCCUCCGAUGGGUAUGAACCAGCCCAGGCCUCCUGGGAUGAGUCCCUUUAGUACCCAUGGGCAGAGAAUGCCACAGCAAGCUUACCCAGGGCCACGACCCCAGUCUCUGCCUAUACAGGGCAUGAAGAGACCAUACCCAGGAGAGCCAAAUUAUGGAAACCAGCAGUAUGGACCAAAUAGCCAGUUUCCUAACCAGCCUGGUCAGUAUCCAACUCCCAACCCUCCAAGGCCCCUUACAUCUCCCAACUACCCUGGACAGAGAAUGCCAAGCCAGCAAAGCACGGGGCAGUACCCUCCUCCAACAGUCAACAUGGGACAGUAUUAUAAGCCAUCAAGGCCUGUACCUGUGGCAAAUUACCCUCAUUCACCUGUUCCAGGAAACCCCACACCACCUAUGACUCCAGGGAGCAAUAUUCCUCCAUACCUGUCGCCUAAUCAGGAUGUCAAACCGCCAUUCCCACCUGACAUUAAGCCAAAUAUCAAUGCUUUACCACCACCUCCAAAUGCUAAAGGGAAAGUUCACACUUUCUCUCCCUCUUCGAUCCCAGCCAACCACAAUGAUGAACUGCGUCUGACGUUCCCUGUGAGAGAUGGAGUGGUAUUAGAACCCUUCCGGCUGGAACACAACCUGGCAGUCAGUAACCAUGUCUUUCACCUACGGCCAACUGUUCAUCAGACAUUGAUGUGGAGGUCUGACUUGGAGCUACAGUUCAAGUGCUACCACCAUGAAGACAGACAAAUGAACACAAACUGGCCAGCUUCAGUCCAGGUCAGCGUUAAUGCAACCCCACUUACCAUUGAACGUGGAGACAACAAGACAUCUCAUAAACCUCUGCACCUAAAGCACGUCUGUCAACCAGGAAGAAACACAAUUCAAAUUACAGUCACAGCAUGUUGUUGUUCACACUUGUUCGUGUUGCAGUUAGUACACCGGCCAUCAGUGCGUUCUGUACUUCAAGGCCUGCUAAAGAAACGUCUUCUCCCAGCAGAACAUUGUAUCACAAAGAUAAAGAGGAACUUCAGCAGUGUGGCAGCCUCUUCUGGGAAUGCAACACUAAAUGGUGAGGAUGGAGUGGAGCAGACUGCUAUUAAAGUGUCUCUGAAGUGUCCAAUCACAUUCCGGCGGAUUCAGCUCCCAGCAAGAGGCCAUGAUUGCAAGCAUGUACAAUGCUUUGAUCUGGAAUCUUACUUGCAACUGAACUGUGAACGAGGAACUUGGAGGUGUCCUGUAUGCAAUAAAACUGCUCUGCUUGAGGGCUUGGAGGUCGACCAGUAUAUGUGGGGGAUUCUGAAUGCUAUACAAAACUCUGAGUUUGAGGAGGUUACCAUCGAUCCAACAUGCAGUUGGAGGCCGGUCCCUAUAAAGUCAGACAUUCACAUCAAAGAUGAUCCAGAUGGCAUUCCUUCCAAGAGAUUUAAAACCAUGAGUCCCAGCCAGAUGAUCAUGCCAAAUGUGAUGGAGAUGAUUGCAGCUUUGGGUCCUGGUCCUUCUCCUUACCCAUCCCUCCCACCACCUCCAGGGGGCAACAGCUCCACUGAGUAUGGUAACCAAGGUAACAGUUACCAAGGUCAUGGCAAUUUUGAUUUCCCUCAUGGGAAUCCUGGUGGAACUUCCAUGAAUGACUUCAUGCACGGGCCACAGCUGUCCCACCCUCCAGACAUGCCAAGCAGCAUGGCAGCUCUUGACAAGCCUCUCAGCCACCCCAUGCAGGAAUCUAUCCCUCAUCCUGGCAGCACUGAUCAAUCCCAUAGUUCCAUGCAGCAAGGUUUGCACGUACCUCACCCCAGCAGCCAGUCAGGGCAGCCAUUACAUCACAGUGGUCCUCCUACCCAGCAGUCCCGGCAGCCACCACAGGCCGCUUCUAGCAACCAUCCACACAGUGACCUGACCUUUAACCCCUCCUCAGCCUUAGAAGGUCAGGCUGGUGGACAGGGAGCAUCUGACAUGCCGGAGCCCUCACUGGAUCUGCUUCCAGAACUCACAAAUCCAGAUGAGCUGCUUUCGUACCUGGAUCCUCCUGACUUGCCAAGCAAUAGCAAUGACGACCUUCUUUCUCUCUUUGAGAAUAACUGAAAUCAUGUGUAUUUCCCCCAUCCCUCUCACUUAUUCACACAUGUGUGGCUGCACAGCAAGGAUCUUAACACUCCCUUUCCACAGAAGAUAAAACAAACUCACGACUGUGAUCAAUGGUGCACUCCCUGCUUUCUUCAUCUCCAAACUGUUUUUGUCAGCGUCACGGACUGUGAAAGCAACGGGAGGAAAAAAUAAACAAAUGUGGUGAUCUCAGACUUCUGCUAAGCAUCACAACAAAGCAUAGACAAUUGUGCAGCUAUUGGAAACCCCAUUCUUUGUUAAUCCCAUAGAGAGAGAGUUCUGUGAUACACAUAGUGUGAAGUAUCCUGGCAAAAACCAAUCUUGGCAAGGGAGGAAAAGGCAACAAAAUGGAACUGUCUUAAUUGACCAGUCUCAGAAUGUCCUUCCAACGACUGUUCUUCCAUUUUUUUUAAAACUGUAUCUCCCUUCUACCCACUUACCUUUCUCCACUUUCCCCAAUUGCAGAUUUGUGUUGGACAAAUUGUAUUGGCCACACACACAAAGGAAAACAAAACAAUACAAACAAAACCACAUAAAACACCAAAAAGCACAAAUUGUACAAUAAAAUGUCAAGGGUAGGGAAGAAACACCUACCGCAUCAAAGGGAGACUUCUGGUUAGCUAAUGUUUUGUCUUCAGUAGAGGAGUCCUGUGAAUCUCCAGGCUGCAGCCAGUGUGUGUUUGGGUUUAUGAAAUGCAGGAAUCUUCCAUGCUCAUUUGCAAAAGAUUCCUCUGCUCAAACACACAGACUUAAUGGGGGGGAGGAGGAAGCAACUUUUCUCUGUUUUUUUUUUUGUUUCUUUUUGCUGGUUUUGGUUUCAAAUCACUGCCAUUUGUGGCUGCAUUAAUAUCCAACUGUUGAGAUUAUUUUAUAUAUAUAUACAUAUAUAUAUAUAUUUGCCAUAUAUCCAUAUAAGGCUAUAUCCAUACAAGGGGCCAGGGGUAGUGCAAACCAAAAUGUUCUUGAUUAUCACCCAGAGCCUUCAGAUUCCUCAGCCUCUGUGUCAUUUGGUUUUCUGUACUGCACAAUGCGUAGUGAGAUGAGCUGGGUGAAGGAAGGUCAAAAAGCACUGUAACAUCACUAACAGCAUAUUCUUAUUAAUAAUCAACUUGAAAGGGGCACUGAAAUUGGACAGACACCUUAGAGCUUCUCUUGUUUUGCUUUAUGUUUUAUUUUCAAGACUGUUACAUAUAGUUUUGCCUUUUACUUUUCUUCUUCCUUUAUUUUAACUCUUGAGCUGCCAGGAUGUUUGUUCACCAAGGAUGGGCAUGGGGAAAAUAAGUAAUUGUUGGUAUGUUACUACUGCCCUCGGCAGACCCAGUGCCACAAUCACCGUCUUGCCCCUGUGAUCUGUGCUUCUCGUGUGGUUGCUUCUCCUGCAUGAGCUUCCUAUUGCUUCUGUGCCCAUUUUUGUGUGCGAUCUCUCUCUCGUCUCUUUCUCUCUCUUAUAAAUUAUGUACAGUAGCUGUGUAAGAAGUGCAUGUGUGCCAACUUUGCCCUUGUGGUGCGACAUUUCAGCUUUUGCCCGCUGUACAGUUCUUGUUUUCUUUGUUACUAAGACAAAUUUGUCCAACCCAUUUCCUCAUCCCAACUCCAAUCCAGUAUGUCCUUAUUCGUGCUCAACUAUAAGUUUUCAACUUAAGUGCCAGACGGAAUUAUGUUGGGUUUUUUGUCGUUACUGUUGUUCUUGUCUCUUUGAAUAGGUAAUUCUCCCCCUCCUUUAGUUUGCGAUGUAAAUGGCAUGCCAUGUGCUUACAGUUCUGGAUUUGCUUUCCUCACCAAAGUCAUUUUUGUAAAUUCUUUUUGUUAAUGUUUCCCACUACUGCUGUACAUGCGUCGUGAUAUAUAUAUGCUAGUCAGCAGCACCUUGCUGUAGAUAUUAAAGGAAAUGGCAGUUUAGUUCUUUUAUUUUCCAGUAGGAGUAUUGAAUCUGUCAAACAUUUUAUGUAGAGAUGUUCCCACACUUAUAUUUUUCCUGUUUCGAGUUUUUUUAAAAAAGGCGCUGUUCAUUAUGCAAAAUCAAUUAUUUUAAGAAUUGCUAUUGUAAAUAUCUUUGUGAAUAUUUUAGUAUUGUCUUUGAUAAUAUUCAACAUUUUCAUGAUCUGGUUAUACUUUUGCUGGUGUUUUUAAAUACCUUGUCUGAAGAAAAAUAUGGGUCCUUUUUUUAAAAAAAAAUAACGAGGGUUCUUUAACAGAAUAAGGGAGCAUUUUUUUUCCUUUGAUAAAUUAGCCCAACCUUCUUAUCCAUUUCUCAAAUGAAUUGAUACAUCGUGCAGUACCUGGAUGAUCAGGGUCCAGCUCUGUCAUGCAACCAGGAUACUAGGUGAUUGCUUGGGGCAAAAGUAAAAUGUUCAUUGACUGCGUGUGGCUGAUUGUGGGCUGGCAAUGGCAGGUAUUGGGCCAGUUUACCUCAGUCAACAGAACAGCUAGCACCAGCUGUUUGAACAAGUAAAUGUGCACUAUGGCAAGCAGCAAGUCUAUAAGGUACAAUAUUUAUAUCACUCUAUUGGCAUUCUGGUCUUUGAAACUGGAGCUCUCUAACACUUGGGGCUGUUGGUGGGGGGGAGGGGGUGGGAAACAAUACUUUAUGUUUGUUCUGCUUAGAAUUGUCUUUUUUCUUAUGUAGACUUGACAGCCAGUAGAGAAUCUCUACACAAUAUUAAUGAUACCUUUAUAAUACAUAGUGACAUGGUUGUGGUGUGGUGCUAUGAUCACACAACUGGUAGGAAAGACCAUUCUUCAGUUACAAAUGUGUUUUGUAGCCAUUUUACUGUAGUAGUUUUCCCCUGUAUUUUGCUGCAUCAUUUAUAUAGGUGUUUAAGUCAUUUGCAUGGGCAGAUAAUGAUAAACUGACAAUGUAUUGCCCUUAGGGAUUUUUUUUUUAGCCAUAGAUCUUGGAAUAAAGAAUGCUUCUUGCUAUGAGCUGGAACUGGUUGCUCGGAUUCUAGUCUGGUUCUAUUAAAUUGCUUCACCCCAUUGUUGUUCGAGCAGCUGACUAAAUUUGCUACCUGAAAAGAUUCUUCUAUUUAAGAAAAAAUAUUCAUUUCAGAUCAGAUGUAUUAAGGAUUGAUCUUUUGCUAUAGUAUUCUAACUGUAUCAUUUACAGGGGUACCUGUUGGAAAGCAUAAAGGGAAAAACCCCACAAAGAAUAGCAACAUGUUAUGGGUGUUUUUUGCAUUUACUUCGAACAGUAAUGGUGGAGAAUUAAAACAGACCUUUUUGCAGUUGAUGUUUUAAGUCUAUGGGAAUAUUUGCUUUCUAAGACAGUAAUACAAUAUGGUUCUUAGCCAUCACCCAACUGUCGAACAUUUGAGACAGUUUCAAGACUCUCUGUCAGUUAAAAUCAGGUACUGUACAGGGGAUUCAGCAUGGAAAAGCUUUUAAAAAUGAAAGUGUAAUUAACUUUUAAUCUUUUCACUGCCAUAAUGUUAAAAUGUAGAGAAAAACCUACCAAAUAGGAUAAUCACACUCAUUUUCCUUUAAAGCUCAAUUAUGAUAUGAAAUUCCCAGUAGUGUUUUUAUUAUAUUUUUGUUUAUUUUUUUUUAAAUUGUUCCCCUUUGGAAGCUCAUCUGGGAAAGAACCCACAGAGAUCUACAGUUCUGCUGCCAAGACAUUAUUAUAGGACUGACAGAUACACACCAAUGUCUGCAGUGGAGACUCAAGGGACAGCUGUACAUAUGUAAAUGACAAAUAGAGACAUGUUAACAGAAAUGCAUUCAUUUUCCUUGGAAUGUGCAUUGUUUUUAUUUCACAGGAAAAAAAAAGCUUGAAGCUCCAUCUUAUGUGGAAAAUGAAUCCUGUUUGUUAGCGUUUGUGAAGUCUCAGCAUUUGUUUCACUUUCACUUCUGUAAUAUACUCUGACUCCUUGUUUUGUUUUGUUUUACCUACAUGUAAUAUCUAGCUUAUGUGUACUAGUCUAUCACCUGUGUAUUUUUAGGGUGCUACAGAAGUAAUGAAGAAAAUAAGGGGAUUAAAAAAAUUGUAACCAAAUUCAUACUUUGUACAAUUUUUGAUAUCACGAUCAGAAGAGAAUUAAAAAAAAAAGUACAAUCUGAAGUAACAUGCAAAAAUGGCCAUUGUCCUUGUUUGUACAUUGUAUGUACAGUACAAUGCAAUCAUUUCAUACUUUAAACUGGUCAGAAAAAAUAAUUGUGAUUUUUAGUCUUGCAAAACUGUAUGUAGUUAGAUGAUGUGACAACCUAAUAUUUAUCUAAUAAAUAUGUAUUCAGAUGAAACCUGUA